UGUCCGUCGCGCGUGAUCGCGAGGAACACGACGACGUGUGCGGCUAGAGAACUCGUGAUCGAGCUGCCAUGGUGACGCGACUUGUGCAAAGUUCCCAUUCAGUCAAGUGCCCGGUGAAUUACUCUCGCUCGAGUGCCCGGUGAAUUACGAGAGUUUGGCUGUAAAUUGGAACGUCGUCGUCGUCGUCGUCGUCGUCGAUGAGUCGGACGGAAAAAGCCCGCAUCCACCAGCGAUAACUUUGCAACACGUACAGCACACACACGCCUCAGCGUUGUUUACGCCUCGCGUUUUGAUACGCGGCCAGAUCUCGCUCGCGCACGUGUUAUUUAAUUUUAUAAUGCGAAGGACUGCGACCAGAGAGUCCCGCGCGUGUCGCAACACGCACUUCGGUAAUUCCUGCCCGCCACGUCAAGAGUUACAAGCGGUACUGCCGAAUGAUGGCUGAAAAGAUGACUGAGGAGCCAGCUCAAAAGUUUAUAAAACCUGGCAGCCACAAAGGCAAGGGCCUUGCUGUAUUCACCAGUGGAGGCGACUCUCAAGGAAUGAACGCCGCCGUACGAGCGGUCGUGAGGAUGGGCAUCUAUCUCGGGUGCAAAGUGUUCUUCAUCAAGGAGGGUUAUCAAGGAAUGGUGGACGGCGGAGCGUACAUUGAAGAGGCAACGUGGUCGUCUGUGUCUUGCAUCAUCCACAAAGGUGGUACAGUGAUCGGCUCCGCACGGUGCAAGGACUUUAGAGAGCGUGCCGGUCGCCGGAAGGCUGCUAAGAACUUGGUGACCCGCGGAAUAACGAACCUGGUGGUGAUUGGUGGAGAUGGCUCGCUCACAGGCGCAAAUCUGUUCAAGGAGGAAUGGCCCGAGCUGCUGAAGGAGCUUGUUGAUUCUGGCGAUAUUACUGCUGAGCAGAGCGAAAAGCACAAGCAUCUGCAUAUUGUGGGAAUGGUGGGCUCUAUCGACAAUGACUUCUGCGGAACAGAUAUGACAAUCGGCACCGACUCGGCGUUGCAUCGUAUCAUCGAGAGUAUAGAUGCUAUUGUUAGCACAGCUUACUCUCACCAGAGAACGUUUAUAAUGGAAGUAAUGGGUCGGCAUUGCGGGUAUCUGGCUAUCGUGGGCGCUCUAGCUGCGGAGGCCGAUUAUGUUUUCUUCCCGGAAUGUCCGCCUCCCGUCGACUGGCCCGAAAAAUUAUGUAGAAAGUUGGAGCAGGAGAGACUUACUGGGCAACGACUCAAUAUUAUUAUCGUUGCUGAAGGAGCUGUCGACAGGAAUGGCGAUCCAAUUACUGCCGAGAAGGUACACAAAGUAGUUGUGGAAAAGCUACAGCAAGACACGAGGAUCACUGUGUUGGGUCAUGUACAAAGAGGUGGUAAUCCUUCUGCCUUCGAUAGAGUUUUGGGAUGUAGAAUGGGAGCUGAAGCUGUGAUGGCUUUAAUGGAGGCGACACCCGAAACUGAAGCGUGUGUUGUUACACUGGAUGGUAAUCAAGCCGUAAGAUUGCCACUUAUGGAAUGUGUUCGUCGUACGAAAGCCGUAGCGCAAGUAAUGGCCGAUAAAAAUUGGGACCUUGCAGUUCAGCUUCGAGGAAAAGGCUUCGAACGUAAUCUAGAAACCUACAAGAUGUUGACACGCUUGAAAGCUCCAGUAGAAAGUUCCGAUCCAACCAAGGAAGUUAUUAAUGGGUGCGCAUUACCGAAGCAAUACACUUUAUGUGGACAAGAUCAUUAUACAUUGGCGGUCAUGCAUAUUGGAUCACCGUCUUGCGGUAUGAAUGCUGCGGUUCGCUCCUUCGUGAGGAAUUGUAUCUAUCGAGGUGAUAAGGUGUAUGGUAUCUGCGACGGAGUGAUGGGUCUCAUUGGCGGUAGAUUGAAACUGAUGGAUUGGCCUUCAGUCACCGGUUGGGUUGCACAAGGUGGCGCUUACCUGGGAACAAAACGCGCGCCACCCACAGAAGAACAGUUGCCGCAAAUCGCUCAGAAGCUUAAAGAAUUCGGCAUUCAAGCAUUGUUGAUCAUAGGUGGAUUCGAGGGAUAUCAAACUGGUCUGAUGUUCUACAAAGCGAGAGACAAGUAUGAGGAGUUCCGUAUUCCUAUCGCCAUGAUCCCCGCGACUAUCAGUAAUAAUGUACCAGGGACGGAGUUUUCUUUGGGCUGUGAUACAGCUUUGAAUGAAAUUACGGAAAUUUGUGAUCGUAUUCGACAAUCGGCGCAAGGUACCAAAUGUCGUGUAUUUAUUAUCGAGACAAUGGGUGGUUAUUGUGGAUACUUAGCGACAGUCGCUGGUCUGGCCGGAGGUGCUGAUGCAGCAUAUAUUUUCGAAGAAAAGUUUAAUAUCAAAGAUUUGAAUCAAGAUGUCAUUGCGAUGGCGGCGAAGAUGUCAGAAGGUGUUCAACGAGGUCUCAUCCUCAGAAACGAAAACGCCAAUCAAAAUUAUAGUACCGAUUUUAUGCAAAGACUUUUCAGUGAGGAGGGAAAGGGUUUAUUCAGUAGCAGGAUGAACAUAAUUGGUCAUAUGCAACAAGGUGGUUCACCAACGCCUUUUGACCGCAAUUUAGGAACGAAAAUGGGUGCUAAAGCUGUGGAAUGGUUCAGCGAUCAAUUACGAAAAUGUACCGGUUCCGACGGCAAAACCGUCACGACGAAUGCAGACAGUGCUGUGAUGCUCGGUAUCGUAAGACGACAAUACAGAUAUACAUCGUUCAUGGAGCUCCUCGAAGUUACCGACUUUGAGCAUCGUAUUCCGACAUAUCAAUGGUGGAUGAAGCUGCGUCCUUUACUGAAGGUGUUGGCGAAGCACGAGUCGACGUACGAAGAAGAGGGUCUGUAUAUAACCGUUGAGGAAAUGGAUCUUCAAAAUGAUCCGCCACUCGUAUAAAUCGCUAAAUGAAUUAUCUAAAAUCGCGACAAGUAGAUAGACAAAUAGAUAACGUUACACAAAAUAAGUGUCGCUAACUGUGUGAAGAAUAGAUUCCGUUCGAAAGUAUUGUAUGACAUUACGAUAAUUCUGCCUCCGCUCGACAAGGCGAAGGGAAACGAUUUUUAUGUGUACGUAUUUAUCAAAUCGCGCGUCCGAAAUAUCCGAUUGUUUAUUGGUUCUUACGACAAUAGCAAUUGCAAUAACAAAUUCGAGAUGCAAAUUACACGAACAAAUGCAACGGAGAAUCCCGGAUUAUAUUAUUCUUCGGUUUUGAGAGUCGCGUUUAGUAUCUCGAACGUAGACUCGAAUUUUCCAACUCAGGUGAGAAAUAGGUACAAAGGCAGUAUCUGAAGCGCGAGAGAUGUAAGAUAUACUUCAGUCAUGCGAGCUCGGUUCGUGCCAAUAGAAGUGAGGUCUCCCCGUUUGGAUAACGACGAGAUGGCGCGGUAUUGUUACAAUAUAUUUCCUAGUGACGUUAAAAUCGCAUUGUGUGCAAUUUUGAUGUAUAGUAAUGAAAUUACACUAGACACUUCGAUAAAUGUAAAAAUUUCUAGCGUAUAAUAAGGUACACGAAGUUUAGGCGCCAAAUUAUGGAGAAUUACAGAAUCGCUUUCAUCAAACAGAGAGAGAAAGAGAGAAAGAGAGAGAAAUAAACAGAGAAAGAAAAGGAACACGCGACAAAAAUUAAGAAACCAACCAGUGAUACAUUAGAGACUUACAUUUGAUAUGCUGCUCGAAUCCGGUAUACAAUUUUGCUGUCUAGUAAGUUAUUGUGCGAUAUUUUAAUCAGUGCGUGUUUAAUAGUUGAAAUUUUAAUUAAAUUGAAUUCACAUAUGCACAUAUAUAUGUGUGUAUUUAUAUUUAUUAUAUAUAAUAUCCAAAAUUAUAACUCUAGAAAUUUCAGAGUUAUAAAAUAUCGGCUAGUAAAGCUAUCGUAAUAUUUCACAUUAGAAUGUUUGAUUUUAAUUGAACCUCAGAAUAUGCUAUUGAAAUAUCGCACCAUGGUGAAACCAUGGUACAAUUAUCAGAAACGAAAAACAAUUCAUGUUAACUUGUUAGCGUCUUUAGUGAACGAUGAUAUUAUUUUCGAUGUUUUUAUCAUCGUGAAUCAAAAAUUAAAUUCAAGAAUUAAAUUCAGCUUGACGAGAAGUCUUAUUUCGUCAGUUUGCAUUAUACUUGACGUAACAUCCGGUGAAACAUUUGUAACAAGUACGAUUUUCAGUUGCGACACACGGAUCGAGAAGUGAAUCAGAUUGUGAAAUUUCGAGAGUUUUACAGAUUAAACUUUGUGAAUUGUAUUUGUGGUCUACUAAGGUAUAGGAUUAAAAAUUAAUGUGGCAUUUUGUGCGUUGAUGAAAAUGUUUAUCCUUCGGUUUAGCGUUUACUCGAAGCUAUAAAAAGCUAUUGGAGAAUAUACCUGUCUACCUCAAAACAUAAUUUUGCAACGGUGAACGUACGACUCACGCAGUAGAAGGGAAGAGAUAGAAAGAGAGGAAGAGAGAUCGACCCGUGAGUCGCGCUCUGGUUGCAUGUAACAUUAAAGAAUUUCGCUAAAAUUUAAGGCUUGUGACCACAAACGAGUACUUAGAUUUAAUUCCUUUUCUCUUACUAUACUCGUAUAUUUAUCUUUCGACGAAAUCGUGCAAACUAUUAAUAAUCUCUUGUAAUUGUUUUCUCGGCGUAUAUAAGGUAGCGUUCUCGUCUCGUGCUCUUGCGAGAUUCUAUAGAGACCAGGCAGUUGCAUUUUGGUGACCACUGGAAAUUAUAAUUAUGUCUCGCGUGCCGUACAACUCGCUCGCUCGCUCGUUCACGUUCGCAUAUCCGCUUGUAUGCGUAAAUGAGUAACAUUACCGAGCGUGAUUAACGGGAGUACGAACGUAAAAGAGAUGGGAAGAAAGAGAGGGAGAGGGAGAGACUCGUGUAUGUGUGUGCAUGCAUGUUGUAUGUAUGCGCCCGUUGUAGCGUGUACUUUUCAUAAUUUUCUCUACAUAAGUAAUUCGCGCACCCGCCAACCCGCUCGCGUGAAGAAUCGCGGAGCACGCCACGAUCUUUCGUUUUGAAUGCCGCCGCACUUAGCACUCGCAACUCGCGUCGACUUGCACAUAAGAUUGGCUUAAUAGAUAACGUUCGAUGCGUGCAUGCGUAAAGAGAAAAAGAAAGAAGCAAGGACAAGUAAACAAACUUCGAAAGUACAAUAAUUAUACGCGCGUAUGUUACGAGUUUGCUCUCGAAUUAGGGUAUUAACGUAAGAUCGUAAAAUGUAAUAUACGUAAAAAGAGUUAUAGAUUGCUUGUUUCUCAAAUCGUUAUCGAAGUACGUAUGUAUGAUCUACUACUUGGUAGUGUAUACGACAAGUAGGAGAUUAUAACUCUCGUUUGAAAAGCAAUCGAAUAAUACCACUAACACGACAUUUAAUCAUUUAAACGUCGUAUCGCAUAGAGAUUUUCUUCGUUUAUUCGUUACUACAGCAAGAGGCUACAAAGGCAACCAAAGAGAUCGUAUUUGAACGAAACUGAGGCGCGAUGAUGGGGGAGACACAAAGGCUGUCGUCAAUUUUAUUUGUGUGUCAAAUUAUUAAGUCUAUUCUUUUUAGCUGCAUUAGCGCAGCAACUUUGUUCUUUUUCCCUGUGAUACACUCGUUUCACUUCAGAGGAAAAAGAUGCAAUCUAAUUCAGGUAAAAAGAACAGACAAAUUCGCAAAUUGUAUCCGAGCAUUGAAACACGUUUUAUCGUACAUUCUCGUGUGUGUCUCGAUGAAUUUUUAUCAUGAAAGCGACUAUGUUGCUAGAACUCGCACCCGACGUGUUAAUAUAUAUUCGGACAGUUAUUUGAUUCGCGUAUCUCUUCGUCGACAUACUAAUAUGUAUAAUUAACUGUAGUUAUGCAAGAACGAUUCAACCUACAUGAAGUAUGUUUUGAGAAAAAUGAAAAUAAACAUUUGAUACAUGAUUUAAAAAGUACAGAUUGCACUUUCUUUGCAAUUAUUCAAGAAGUUAAGCAUAGUCAAUUUUCUUCUUUUUAACGAUAUUCAUUGAUAAAUUUAAUCCUUGGCAAUAGGUAAAAAAGAUGCAACCAGUAGAAAGUGAAAACUGCUUUUUAAUUAAUUUUAGACGUUCAUGAGGUUUGGAUCUUUUUUGUUUUUUAUGUAGAAAGUCGUAUGAAUUACUCAUUGAUAAAACAAAAACCAAAAAAAUCAUAAUUUUGUAGAUUGGAUUAUUCUUGUAUAACUAUGGCCAAUUAUAACAUGUGUAAUUAUCGAGCGCUGUAUUUAUCGCACUGUACUGCAAAGCUGUACACGCAGAAACGUACAAAUGGUACUCGCGUAAUGUCGAACUGUUAGCUGUUCCCGGCGCAUUGGCGCAUUAAGGAUACGCGUGUAUAGAAAUGAGAUAUUAUUUUUAAGAUUUCAGAGAUAUAUUUUCGAGUCAUUGUUGAUCAAUGAAUUUACAUCCGAGAUCCGUGACGUAUAUAUAGUAUUACAUUUAUCAUAAUUUAUUUUUUCUCUUCCGAUGUGAUCGGCAUCCCACCGCACUUUCGACGGCGCGACGCGUAUUAUAUUGUAUACAUUUGUCAAAAAUUCGGAAUUUCGAUCGAGAUCGAUUGUCUAAAUCGACGAACGUAUAAAUCUGGCGGUAUGAAUACGUAUUAUCAUACACAUUGACGAUGUUGUAUCUAUGUCGUGAAAUAAACUAAAUCUUCUAAACAUGUUA
Messenger RNA from Odontomachus brunneus, 6619 nucleotides. It is a transcript of the gene Pfk, whose product is annotated as ATP-dependent 6-phosphofructokinase. Gene Ontology annotation, biological process: fructose 6-phosphate metabolic process; canonical glycolysis; fructose 1,6-bisphosphate metabolic process. The coding region runs from base 435 to 2867 and encodes 810 amino acids. The record is from RefSeq and is a predicted model, not a curated record. Gene Ontology annotation, cellular component: 6-phosphofructokinase complex; cytoplasm. NCBI's taxonomy places the organism in Eukaryota, Metazoa, Arthropoda, Insecta, Hymenoptera, Formicidae. Gene Ontology annotation, molecular function: monosaccharide binding; ATP binding; identical protein binding. The transcript has 18 exons.